Oryzias melastigma (Indian medaka) is the source of this 1313-nucleotide messenger RNA. RefSeq lists its product as uncharacterized. The record is from RefSeq and is a predicted model, not a curated record. The coding region runs from base 507 to 1109 and encodes 200 amino acids. NCBI's taxonomy places the organism in Eukaryota, Metazoa, Chordata, Actinopteri, Beloniformes, Adrianichthyidae. The transcript is spliced from 5 exons.
UCACAGAGAGGUUGUUAGAUUUGCACAAUGCAAUUCAACACCACAGAAACAGCCAAGAACCAACAUGUGCGUCCAUUGAAAGAUCAUCAAAAAGAAGAUUGCUAAGGAUCGACAUCUCCAUUGAACAUCUGGUUCAUCUGCUCGAAACUGGACUAUCUGUGAACACUAUUGCAAAGUUAUGGGGAGUGUCACGUGCUGCUCUGUUUUGUACAGUACAUGUACAGACGCAGAACUUGAUGUACUUGUCACAGAAAUAAAAGCCAGAAUGCCAAAUGCUGGAUAUCAGUUGGUAAAAGGAACCUUGAAGGCACAAGGACAUCACCUGGGAUGGGACAGAGUCAAAGCCUCAAUGCACCAAGUGGACAGCAUUGGAACAUUAUCUAGAAUGACUCAGUUGGGGUGUGUUGUCCGGAGAACAUACUCAGUGCCCUGUCCAAAGUAUCUAGUGCACAUAGAUACAAAUCACAAGCUCAUCAGGUAUAAUAUUGUCAUCUUUGGCGGCAUUGAUGGUUAUUCUCGCAAGGGUGCGAGCGGACCAUGGCGGAGAGAAUAUUGGAGUUGCAUGUCUGAUGUUGACUGUUCGAGGUCCAGAGAAUGGAAGCUUUAUUGCUGGCAAGAGUGUGCACAACCAAAGGAUGGAGAGGCUUUGGCGUGAUUUAUGGAUCAGGGUCACAUGUGUAUUCUACAUCAAUCUACACUUACUGGAGGAGCAACAUCUAUUGGACCUCAGCAACCCUCUUCACUUGUUUUGUUGUCACUAUGUUUUCUUGCCUCGCUUGCAAGUUAACCUUGACACCUUUCGCCAGGGAUGGGACAAUCACCCAUUGAGAACUGAAAAGAACCUUACACCAAAUCAGCUUCUGGAGCUAGGACAAGAAAUGCAUCCAGUUGUUGAUCCAGAGAUCCCCCUUAUUGACUGGGAGAGCAGUGGCCUGGUUCCUGAUCCACAUGCUGAAGUGCAAGUACCAGAGUUCGACAACCCACUCACAGAUGAUCAGAUGUACCUGCUGCGGGAACACAUUGAUCCCCUCCAGUCUUCAGAGUCUAGUGGAAUGGACAUUUAUUUGCAAACACUGCAGUACGUGGAAACAUUUCUUGUGACAAACUAGAAAUGAAUUUCUUUGAGUCCUGAUGAAAAAUAUUUUUUUAGGACUUUGUUUAUUGAAGACAGCACAAAAAUGUACUUAGUUUUACAUCAAAAGCAAAUAAAAUCACAUUUCAAACAUCAACUGUUGCAUUGUUAUUAUAUUUUUUGCAAAGAAUGCGAAUCGAUAAGAACGAUUAAAACGGCUUUCUAAGAUUGGGGUUUCUGA